Paramormyrops kingsleyae is the source of this 2829-nucleotide messenger RNA. RefSeq names its product protein Wnt-2b-A-like. NCBI's taxonomy places the organism in Eukaryota, Metazoa, Chordata, Actinopteri, Osteoglossiformes, Mormyridae. The record is from RefSeq and is a predicted model, not a curated record. Gene Ontology annotation, molecular function: cytokine activity; frizzled binding. Gene Ontology annotation, biological process: neuron differentiation; canonical Wnt signaling pathway; multicellular organism development. Gene Ontology annotation, cellular component: extracellular region.
CUAUAUGUUAAAUAUUACAUAUCGUGUUACUGUUUAAGAGUCGUUUCGACAGGUCAUUUGGCAGUCAGUACCUCUCCGAAUCAGCUUGAAAGGAGUAGGCUACAUCCCACACAACAGCCACACUCCACUCAUCAGUCGCUGAUACUGCCCAGAAUGAAAACGGGAGGCAAAGGGAAUUGUCCGCAUUUUUCCUCUGCCCACCCCUGAGUGUAAGAUUUUGUCUAAAUAGUCAAGUUUUUCUCCUUUAGGACUGAAGAGCUGCUAAUAAUUAUGAAAAGGAGAAUAGGAGAAACAAAGGCUUGGAAGUGUGAACCUAUGACCAAAUGGAAUUCACGUCUAAAACAAUGCGUAAUGUGAACGAAAAUAACGUAUCUGGCCAGUCACUUGCGGAGUGCUGGAUUUACUUCGAGAGGAGAGAGCGCGCAUCAAACUUGCCUUCCUUCUUGAUACACGUGAUAAAUUACAUCUCCGGAGCGGAUCCCUUGACUUGAAUUGUCAGCUUUGCUUUGAGUGUUCAGGCACUCUUUGGAUUACGUCGUAUAACAAGGUCGAUUCGAUGAACCGAUCGAUGUAUAAAAAUUAAUCAAAUUGCGCAGCUUUGAAAUACACUUGGAACUCGUCUGUAUGUAACAAAUCUAGUUAAUUGUAAUACAUUGCUUAACUCGUAAUCAACGGUAAUAAAUUUACUAUAUAUCUUUUUUUCGCUGCCGUCCUUUGAUACUUAGGCAAGAACAAAAUGUUUAGUUUAUGUAGGAUUCAGAGUACUUCACGGACUCACUGCAGAGCCGCUGUAUCUAGAGCAGAUGUAGGACUGAUACAUCUGUCUAGAAAAGGCUCACCUUCCUCGGACAGCUCAAGUGCCUACUUCAGGCUGUGCUUUGCCUUUAUUUUACUCCUACUCCUUUUAACUCCAAGAGUGGACUCUUCUUGGUGGUACAUCGGAGCACUGGGGGUGCGGGUUAUCUGUGACAACAUCCCAGGCCUGGUGAACAAGCAGCGGCAGCUGUGCCAGCAGCAUCCGGACCUGAUGCAGUCGGUGGGCGAGGGCGCUGGCGAGUGGAUCCGCGAGUGUCAGCACCAGUUCCGGCACCACCGCUGGAACUGCAGCACGCUAGACCGCGAUCACAGUGUCUUUGGUCGCAUCAUGCUGCGCAGCAGCCGGGAAGCAGCAUUUGUUUACGCCAUCUCGUCAGCCGGAGUUGUUUACGCAAUUACCCGGGCUUGCAGCCAGGGGGAGCUCAAGAUCUGCAACUGUGACCCUCAUAAGAGGGGCCGGGCCAGGGAUGACAGGGGCAACUUCGACUGGGGUGGCUGCAGCGAUCAUGUCAACUUUGGGAUCAAAUUCGCCAAGGCCUUUGUGGACGCCAGGGAGAAGACAGUCAGGGAUGCCCGUGCCCUGAUGAACCUACACAACAACCGCUGUGGACGAAUGGCUGUGAAGCGGUUUAUGAAGCUAGAGUGCAAGUGCCAUGGGAUCAGCGGCUCGUGUGAACUCCGGACAUGCUGGCUGGCUAUGUCCGACUUCCGGAAGACUGGAGACUACCUCCGGAAGAAAUACAACACGGCCAUCGAGGUCACGAUGAACCAGGACGGCACGGGCUUUGCAGUCCCCAAGAAAGCCCUCAGGAAGGUGACCAAGAGUGAUCUGGUGUAUGUGGAGAGCUCUCCUGACUACUGCCUUAUGGAUAAAGUGGCAGGCUCCUUGGGCACAGCGGGACGCAUCUGCAACAAGUCGUCACACGGGCCGGACGGCUGCGAGAUCAUGUGCUGCGGCCGGGGAUACGACACCAUGCGCGUGUGGCGCAUCACCCAGUGCGAGUGCAAAUUCCGCUGGUGCUGCGCGGUAGAGUGCAAGGACUGCGAGGAAGUGGCCGAUGUUCACUCCUGCAAGGCCCCCAAGCACGCCAACUGGCGGGACCACACCUAAAAACACAUGCUGCCCCCAGUCUCAGGAUUUUCUUCGGGGGGGGGGGCUGAGAGUCUAUUUAGUGUUACCUCCCAUUCCACAUUUUUGUCCGUUCACUUUGCAUGACUUACUCAAAGGGCACUAAAACUAAACUUUUCCUAUUGAAAGGUAGAUGCAUAAGAACCAACUUUAUCUAUUUGCUUUGUAUGUAUUGUAAGGCCAAGGACUGCAUUGUCUGCAGUUACUGUGAACAUUUCGUAUAUUUUUAUGAUUUCUCUGUAGUUGGGGCAUGAGAACAGAAGUACUUCUCCCUUGAUGCUGCAGUGCAAAAUGAUGCACUGCUUUUGAGACAUUUGGAAAACACUUUUGUACCGAAAUAAAUUCCAGCUUCUACUGCAGUAGUGUGGCCAUUAUGUCUCUACAGUACCAGCAUUCAUUGCAUUCUUGGUAUUGUUCUGUCCUGGGUAUACAUAUGUGACCAUGUGACCAUGCUGCUCAAUAGGUGGUCUGUCUGACAGCAGAAUGUGAUUUUCACUGAUGAAGGGAUUCAACUAUAUAAUGCUCUGUGUGCUUGAGCGUGGAUGAAUGGAUGGAUGGAUGGAUGGAUGGAUGGAUGGACUCUGUGUAACAGAACAGAGAUCAAUUCUAUAUUUUUUGCAUUGUUUUAAAGCCAAACCUGAUCAAUGGUACAUAAAUACAUAUAUGAGGUUGAAUGUGUCCAUUAGGAGGGACCAGGGAUCAUCACAGUGAACUGUCCUGCUUCUGAUCACAAGCCUGCCUGUAAAUUUCCUGUAAAUGCUGGCUUUAUUUUAAAUGUGUGUCCAUAUAAAUAUACAGUAUUAAUAUUCACAUUAUUUAUUGAGUUAUUGCUUCCUUGCUUUAGAGAGUCUGACCUGAAAUUGAUGACUUGAAAUGUGGAAGGA